CCAGUUAUAAUCAUGAACUCUGUAUGCAGUAGCUCCAGAUGCACCACAGGAAAACAGGCUGACUGAAAUCCACAACUUCAGAGUAGACCACGCAACUUCUGAAAGAAGUUACAAUACUUAGAAAAAAGUUACCUCUUCAUUUAGGAAGAUUUCAGGUGCUUCAUACUUGAUUUGCUUUUUUACCAACACAAUGAAGGAAAUGUCCUGCUUCUGCAUGACUUUUUCUUCCUUGUUGGAACAGAUGGUGAAGGCUUACAAAUACAUGACUGGUAUUUUUUCAGUGACUCAUACCUCAGAGCAACAGGCUUCAGAUCGCGAUAAGCCACCAACCAAGAUGGAUGUAAGCGUACUUGAGGAGCAGUAUGACCAUAUAAAACAGAAGCAAAAACUGCAAUCGCACAUUAUUGUAUUUAAAACAGGUGAACAGGAAUCUGUUCUCCCAGAAUCAAUGGUCAAUGCUGUUUUAAUUAAUAAAAAAGUUAGAAGAUCAAAGUCAUUUACCGAAUGUGUUCCUGUCAGAAAGGUCAGACUGGAGAUGACCAACAGUGGCAACAUACAAGACAACUCCCCAUGGCGUACCCACCUGGGAAUUCACCGCCUGGUGCAAGCCCCUUGUUACGGAGUUCCCUGGGAUCAUUCCCACUGCAAGAACAGACCAUGCAGUUUUGACAAUCAGAGACUGAUUUCAAAGGGAAACGGCAUACUGCAACCCAUGGAAUUAGACAGAGCAAGUGAACUAUCCGCUCCCAGUCAACUGGGAAGUUCAAGCACGUUGAACAGUUUCAGCAAAGAGAAUGGCAGCAACAUUGCAAGCACCUGCCAAAAACCUCUGCUGAAAUCAGCCACUUCAGCAGUUUGGACACAUCAGCAUACUACUUCUACAAAAUGCAUGCCAGCCUGCAACAAACUAAACUUUUACCCUUUCCCUAAUAAAAAAGGGCCCAGAAUUUCUGAAGCAGCAAGGAGGCUUGGAUUAUAUGUCUCACAAUGAAGACAUUCAGUAAUACAUAAAACUUAAGUCAAAAACUUGACUAAAACUUAAAAUAGCAAAAUAGUCUUCCUAGUUACACUGAUCAACCUGCCGAAGGUCUACUACUUCUAUUAGCCAAGGAAGAUCCUUACUAUGUAAUCUGUUGUUUUACAGUACACUGUAAAAUGAGACGUUCUCAUGAAGAUGCUGGGCUGCAGUGACAGAUACUCACUUCUGUCAUUUGAAAUAUAAGAGCAAUUUUAUGUUUUAUUUUGUUUUUCCUAUGUUCAUGUUACUGAUGUUAGAAACUAAGAUUUUAUCACAGCAAUAUUUGAAAUAUCUGAAGGAGCUAUAGCAGAGACUAGCAGAACUACUGAUGAAGCAAGUAGGCUAAUUUUAAGUAUGAUAUGAUUUAAUUAGACAAUAAACAAAUAACAAAACAGUAUUGAAGGUGAUUGGUACACUUAACGUAUGAUUUCAUCAUUCACUUCCCUUGAAAAAAGAUAUUCAAGAUACUCUGAUGUGUGUAAUUUUAAAACCAAUUAAUAAAAUC
Molecule: messenger RNA, 1523 nt
Organism: Chroicocephalus ridibundus (black-headed gull)
Lineage: Eukaryota; Metazoa; Chordata; Aves; Charadriiformes; Laridae
Gene: C2H9orf152
Product: chromosome 2 C9orf152 homolog
Exons: 2
Coding region: 191-991 (266 amino acids)
Source: RefSeq, a predicted model, not a curated record